AUGGGGCAGCCGGUGCCUCCAACUCUCUUCCUUUUGCUGGUGGGGCUUCUGAGAGAGUCUCUGGGAGGAUUUCCAAACACCAUCAGUAUAGGAGGGCUGUUCAUGAGAAACACAGUCCAGGAGCACAGUGCAUUCCGAUUUGCUGUACAGUUAUACAACACAAACCAAAAUUUCACAGAGAAACCUUUCCAUUUGAACUAUCAUGUUGACCAUCUGGAUUCCUCCAACAGCUUUUCAGUCACAAACGCAUUCUGUUCACAGUUCUCCAGAGGAGUUUAUGCCAUCUUUGGAUUCUAUGAUCAGAUGUCGAUGAACACCCUGACGUCAUUUUGUGGGGCACUGCACACAUCAUUCAUCACCCCCAGUUUCCCAACCGAUGCCGAUGUGCAGUUUGUCAUUCAAAUGCGGCCUGCUCUGAAAGGAGCCAUCUUGAGCCUUCUGACAUAUUACAACUGGGAAAAAUUUGUGUACCUCUAUGACACAGAAAGAGGAUUUGCCAUUCUCCAGGCAAUCAUGGAAGCAGCCGUGCAAAAUAACUGGCAAGUGACAGCUCGAUCUGUGGGAAGUAUAAAGGAUGUUCAAGAAUUUAAGGCAAUCAUUGAGGAAAUGGACAAACGGCAGGAGAAAAGAUACUUGAUUGACUGUGAAGUAGAAAGAAUAAACACCAUUUUGGAACAGGUUGUAACCCUGAGUAAACAUUCCAGAAGCUAUCACUACAUGCUUGCUAACUUGGGUUUUACAGACAUUUCGCUGGAAAGAGUGGUUCAAGGAGGCGCCAAUGUGACUGGAUUUCAGAUCAUUAAUAAUGAAAACCCCAUGGUCCAGCAGUUUAUGCAGCGCUGGGUUAGGCUGGAUGAAAGGGAAUUUCCAGAAGCCAAAAAUUCUCCAUUAAAGUAUACAUCUGCAUUGACCCACGAUGCCAUACUAGUCAUAGCAGAAGCGUUCCGGUACCUCCGAAGGCAGCGUGUCGAUGUCUCCCGGAGAGGAAGUGCUGGAGACUGCUUAGCGAACCCGGCUGUGCCUUGGAGCCAAGGAAUUGAUAUCGAGAGAGCACUGAAAAUGGUUCAAGUGCAAGGAAUGACUGGAAAUAUCCAAUUUGACACCUAUGGACGUAGAACUAAUUAUACAAUUGAUGUGUAUGAAAUGAGACCUGGUGGACCACGGAAGGCUGGCUACUGGAAUGAAUAUGAAAGAUUUGUGCCUGCAAUUGACCCAUCAGUCUCUAAUGACACCUCUUCUGUAGAGAAUAGAACCAUUGUCGUCACCACCAUCCUUGAAGCCCCUUACGUAAUGCGCAAGCAGACCCCUGACCAAAAAGAAGGAAAUGAAAAGUAUGAAGGUUAUUGUGUAGAUCUAGCUUAUGAAAUAGCAAAACAUGUUGGAAUAAAAUAUGAACUGUCCAUUGUUCCUGAUGGUAAAUAUGGAGCGAGGGAUCCUGACACCAAGAUGUGGAAUGGCAUGGUGGGUGAGCUGGUCUAUGGGAGAGCAGACAUCGCUGUGGCCCCACUUACCAUAACACUGGUCCGAGAAGAAGUCAUUGAUUUUUCCAAACCUUUCAUGAGUCUGGGCAUCUCGAUCAUGAUCAAGAAGCCUCAGAAAUCUAAGCCGGGUGUCUUCUCCUUUCUGGAUCCUUUGGCCUAUGAAAUAUGGAUGUGUAUAGUCUUUGCUUACAUUGGCGUCAGCGUGGUUCUUUUCCUAGUCAGUCGCUUCAGCCCUUACGAGUGGCAUUUGGAAGACAACCAAGAAGAGCCCCGAGACCCUCAGAACCCUCCUGACCCUCCAAAUGAAUUUGGAAUAUUUAACAGCCUUUGGUUUUCCCUGGGUGCCUUUAUGCAGCAAGGAUGCGAUAUUUCUCCAAGAUCUCUCUCAGGGCGAAUCGUUGGAGGCGUCUGGUGGUUCUUCACGCUCAUCAUUAUCUCUUCCUACACUGCCAACCUCGCUGCCUUCCUUACGGUGGAAAGGAUGGUGUCUCCCAUCGAAAGUGCUGAAGAUUUGGCUAAGCAGACCGAAAUAGCCUAUGGGACUUUGGAUUCAGGCUCAACCAAAGAAUUUUUUAGAAGAUCCAAAAUAGCUGUGUAUGAGAAAAUGUGGUCAUACAUGAAGUCGGCAGAGCCAUCGGUCUUUGCCAAAACGACAGCAGACGGAGUGGCCCGCGUGAGGAAAUCAAAGGGGAAGUUUGCCUUCCUGCUUGAAUCGACCAUGAAUGAGUACAUUGAACAACGAAAGCCCUGUGACACAAUGAAAGUUGGUGGGAACCUGGAUUCCAAAGGCUAUGGUGUAGCAACUCCCAAAGGCUCAUCAUUAAGAACUCCUGUAAACCUUGCAGUAUUGAAACUCAGUGAACAAGGCAUCUUAGACAAGCUGAAAAACAAAUGGUGGUACGAUAAGGGUGAAUGUGGAGCCAAGGACUCCGGAAGUAAGGACAAGACAAGUGCUCUGAGCCUGAGUAAUGUUGCUGGGGUUUUCUAUAUUCUUGUCGGAGGCCUCGGCCUUGCCAUGACGGUGGCUCUGAUAGAAUUCUGUUACAAGUCUCGGGCUGAGUCCAAACGAAUGAAAAUCACAAAGAACACACAAAACUUUAAGCCUGCGCCUGCACCCAAUACUCAGAAUUAUGCUACGUACAGAGAAGGCUACAACGUUUAUGGAACAGAAAGUGUUAAGAUCUAG
Messenger RNA from Eublepharis macularius, 2667 nucleotides. RefSeq names its product glutamate ionotropic receptor AMPA type subunit 3 (gene GRIA3). The record is from RefSeq and is a predicted model, not a curated record. Gene Ontology annotation, biological process: modulation of chemical synaptic transmission; monoatomic ion transport; synaptic transmission, glutamatergic. Gene Ontology annotation, molecular function: AMPA glutamate receptor activity; transmitter-gated monoatomic ion channel activity involved in regulation of postsynaptic membrane potential. The transcript is spliced from 15 exons. Bases 1 to 2667 code for a protein of 888 amino acids. NCBI's taxonomy places the organism in Eukaryota, Metazoa, Chordata, Lepidosauria, Squamata, Eublepharidae. Gene Ontology annotation, cellular component: dendritic spine; plasma membrane; postsynaptic membrane.